GCGGUGGCCUGUGUUUAGUUGUUCCAGGACGGCCACUGUGAACUGGGUGUGUGGCAGUGUAUGUGUGUCGCUGGGCGGGCUGUGUGUGCGGUGGUUCCCACCCGUGCUGAGUGUGGGUAGUUCUGCAGGGUGAGACACCCAGUGUCACUGCCUGAGGCUUUAUGGGGCUAUCCGCAGUCGUUCCAGCAGCGGGGUAUACUUUUGUUGUGUAAAGCGCUAUGUUGAGUGUCGCUGCAAAUGUGUGUGACUGGGUGUACAAUUUGGGUGGCUGGCUCCAUGAGGUUGGCGCUGUAUGUCUAUGAGUACCUGCUGCACAUCGGUGCCCAGAAGUCAGCCCAGACCUUCCUGUCUGAGAUCCGAUGGGAGAAGAACAUCACGCUGGGGGAGCCCCCCGGGUUCCUGCACUCCUGGUGGUGUGUGUUCUGGGAUCUGUACUGUGCAGCGCCUGACCGGAGAGAGGCCUGCGAGCACUCAGGCGAGGCCAAGGCCUUCCAGGACUAUAGCGCUGCAGCUGCCCCCAGCCCUGUGAUGGGGAGUAUGGCCCCAGGUGACGCAAUGGCCGCAGGCCCCAUGGCAGCUGGCUUCUUCCAGCCCUUCAUGUCACCGCGCUUCCCAGGGGGCCCCCGGCCCGCCCUGCGGAUGCCGAGUCAGCCUCCCGCAGGCCUCCCCGGCUCCCAGCCCCUCCUCCCUGGCGCCAUGGAGCCCUCCCCAAGAGCCCAGGGGCAUCCGAGCAUGGGCGGCCCAAUGCAGAGGGUGACGCCUCCUCGGGGCAUGGCCAGCGUGGGGCCCCAGAGCUAUGGAGGUGGCAUGCGGCCCCCGCCCAACUCCCUUACUGGCCCAGGCCUGCCUGCCAUGAACAUGGGCCCAGGAGUUCGUGGCCCGUGGGCCAGCCCCAGUGGAAACUCGAUCCCCUACUCCUCCUCAUCCCCCGGCAGCUACACGGGACCCCCAGGAGGAGGUGGGCCCCCUGGAACACCCAUCAUGCCUAGCCCUGGAGAUUCCACUAACUCCAGCGAAAACAUGUACACUAUCAUGAACCCCAUCGGGCCGGGCGCUGGCAGGGCUAAUUUCCCGCUCGGCCCUGGCCCGGAGGGCCCCAUGGCCGCCAUGAGCGCGAUGGAGCCUCACCAUGUGAACGGAUCCCUGGGCUCGGGCGACAUGGACGGGUUGCCGAAG
Messenger RNA from Mandrillus leucophaeus (drill), 1176 nucleotides. RefSeq names its product single stranded DNA binding protein 4 (gene SSBP4). The record is from RefSeq and is a predicted model, not a curated record. Lineage: Eukaryota; Metazoa; Chordata; Mammalia; Primates; Cercopithecidae. Gene Ontology annotation, biological process: positive regulation of transcription by RNA polymerase II. Gene Ontology annotation, molecular function: single-stranded DNA binding; protein binding. The transcript has 15 exons. The annotation marks the transcript as partial. Gene Ontology annotation, cellular component: nucleus.